Messenger RNA from Olea europaea var. sylvestris, 1561 nucleotides. Its product is annotated as phosphatidate cytidylyltransferase 1-like. Gene Ontology annotation, cellular component: endoplasmic reticulum membrane. The coding region runs from base 68 to 1177 and encodes 369 amino acids. Lineage: Eukaryota; Viridiplantae; Streptophyta; Magnoliopsida; Lamiales; Oleaceae. The record is from RefSeq and is a predicted model, not a curated record. Gene Ontology annotation, molecular function: phosphatidate cytidylyltransferase activity. The transcript is spliced from 10 exons.
UUUUCCUGAUGUAAGCAAAUUAAAUGGAAGCCUCUUACUGGUUAAUGAUCAAAACAAAUACAGAUCUAUGCGGAUUCGCACAUUUUCAUCGUUGUGGAUGCUUGGGAGCGUCAUACUGAUUCUUUACUUGGGCCAUCUUUAUAUUUGUGCAAUGGUAGUUGUCAUCCAAAUAUUCAUGGCAUCCGAGCUGUUCCAUCUGCUUAGAAGAGCUCACGAAGAUAAGCGUCUUCCAGGAUUUAAGUUUAUCAAUUGGCAUUUUUUCUUUACAGCAAUGCUUUAUGUAUAUGGCCGCAUUCUCAGUCAACAGCUCGUCAAUACUGUGACUUCAGAUAAAUUUUUCUAUAAGCUCGUGAGCGGUCUUAUCAAGUAUCAGAUGGUCAUUUGUUAUUUUGCAUACAUUGCUGGAAUGAUGUGGUUCAUUCUUAGUUUGAAGAAGAAGAUGUACAAGUAUCAAUUUGGUCAGUAUGCAUGGACGCAUAUGAUUCUUAUUGUCGUCUUCAUACAGUCCUCUUUCACUGUUGCUAAUAUUUUCGAAGGAAUAUUCUGGUUUCUUCUUCCGGCAUCCCUUAUAGCUGUCAAUGAUGUGGCUGCGUACUUUUGUGGCUUCUUCUUUGGUAAAACACCAUUGAUCAAGCUAUCCCCAAAGAAGACCCGAGAAGGGUUUAUUGGAGCAUCUGUUGCUACCAUAGUGUCCGCAUUUCUGCUUGCAAAUAUUCUCGGCCGUUUUCAAUGGUUGACAUGCCCAAGAAAGGAUCUAUCAACUGGUUGGCUUCAGUGCGAUCCGGGACCACUGUUCAAGCCGGAGUAUUAUACUUUACAUGCAUGGAUUCCUCAGUGGUUCCCAUGGAAGGAAAUCUCGGUCUUGCCCGUCCAGUGGCAUGCUUUAUGCCUAGGUUUAUUUGCAUCAAUUAUAGCACCUUUUGGAGGAUUUUUUGCUAGUGGUUUCAAGAGAGCCUUUAAGAUCAAGGAUUUCGGUGAUAUCAUUCCUGGACAUGGUGGUUUCACAGAUAGAAUGGAUUGCCAGAUGGUUAUGGCCAUAUUUGCCUACAUUUAUCAUCAGUCAUUUAUCAUCCCCCAAACCAACACGGUCGAGAUGAUCUUGGAUCAGAUAGUAAGAAACCUCAGCUUCGAGGAUCAGGAAGUACUCUAUUUGAAGCUAGGCCAGAUAUUCCAAUGAACAGAAAUUUGGUAAUCGUUGAGACAAAUUUUUGGCGGCCGAUCACCAAUUCAUGAAGAGCUUUACCAUACCUCCAACGGCACAACUCCUGGAAAUCUGGUGAAUGCUUACAAAUCUCUUACUUGUGUUUUGCAAUUGCCUUUACCAGAUUUAGGAAAGAAGGGAUGAGACAUAAUUUGUAAAAACAGCAUUUUUUUUUUUCAUUCCUUUUAAUAUCGACCCAUUUUUUGGGGGAUUGAACAUACUAGGAUGUCUCCCAAAAAAAUCACUCAAUUUGAAAAAUGGCAGAGGAAAAUACCAAGGGGAGCUUUUGUACCUUGAAAACUAGUUUAGGAUAUUACAUAUUGUUAUUUGAUUACAGCUCAAAAAUACAAAGAUCAGGUC